Molecule: messenger RNA, 2992 nt
Organism: Eubalaena glacialis (North Atlantic right whale)
Lineage: Eukaryota; Metazoa; Chordata; Mammalia; Artiodactyla; Balaenidae
Gene: ST3GAL5
Product: ST3 beta-galactoside alpha-2,3-sialyltransferase 5
Exons: 7
Coding region: 125-1390 (421 amino acids)
Molecular function (GO): lactosylceramide alpha-2,3-sialyltransferase activity
Source: RefSeq, a predicted model, not a curated record
CCCCUCCUCCGCAUCUGAGCUGGGGAGCGGACGGUCUGGGACUGAAUGGGCGCUAGCGAGGCGCAGGGGGCGGGCCGGGGCGCCGGGCCCAGGACUGGUGGCAGGCUGGCGCCCGCUCCCUAAUAUGCGGACGAAGGCGGAGGGCGGCGCGGAGCGGCGUCCCCUGCAGCCGCGGACCAAGGCGGCGGUGGCGGCGGCGGCACCUGCCGGUCGAGCAAUGCCAAGCGAGUACAACCGCGUGAAACUGAAAAGCGAUUGCUCGCGGCCCUCCCUGCAAUGGUACACCCGUGCUCAGAACAAGAUGAGAAGACCCAGCUUGUUGUUAAAAGACAUCCUCAAGUGUACAUUGCUUGUGUUUGGAGUGUGGAUCCUUUAUAUCCUCAAGUUAAAUUAUACUACUGAAGAAUGUGACACGAAAAAAAUGCAUUAUGUGGACCCCAACCGCAUAAAGAGAGCCCAGCAAUAUGCCCAGCAAGUCCUGCAGAAGGAAUGCCGGCCCCAGUUUGCCAAGAGGUCGAUGGUGCAGCUCUUCAGGCACAGGUACAGCUCGGACCUGCCACCUUUCGUGACGAAGGCCCCCACAGGGAGCGAGGCCGAGUACAAGUACGACCCUCCUUUCGGAUUCCGGAAGUUCUCCGAGAAAGUCCAGACCCUCUUGGAACUCUUGCCCGAGCAUGACUUUCCUGCACACUUGAAAGCCAAGAGCUGCAGGCGUUGUGUGGUCAUUGGAAGUGGUGGAAUCCUCCACGGACUAGAGCUGGGCCAGGCCCUGAACCAGUUCGAUGUUGUGAUAAGGUUAAACAGUGCACCGGUUGAAGGAUAUUCAGAGCAUGUUGGAAAUAAAACUACUAUAAGGAUGACUUAUCCAGAGGGUGCGCCACUGUCUGACCUUGAAUAUUAUUCCAAUGACUUGUUUGUUGCCGUUUUAUUUAAGAGUGUUGACUUCAACUGGCUUCAGGCGAUGGUCAAAAAUGAAACCCUGCCGUUUUGGGUGCGACUCUUCUUUUGGAAGCAGGUGGCGGAAAAAAUCCCAUUACAGCCAAAACAGUUCAGGAUUUUGAAUCCAGUUAUUAUCAAAGAGACUGCCUUUGACAUCCUUCAAUACUCAGAGCCUCAGUCAAGGUUCUGGGGCCGAGAUAAGAACGUCCCCACGAUUGGUGUCAUUGCCGUUGUCUUAGCCACGCAUCUGUGCGAUGAAGUCAGUUUGGCGGGCUUUGGCUAUGACCUCAGCCAACCCAGAACACCUUUGCACUACUUUGACAAUCUCUGUAUGGCUGCCAUGAACUUUCAGACCAUGCACAAUGUGACCACAGAGACCGGGUUCCUCCUGAAGCUGGUCAGAGAGGGCGUGGUGAGGGAUCUCAGCGGAGGCAUCCAUUGUGAAUUUUGAAACCAGAAAACCUCACUUGAAAAUGCAGUUCUGACCCGGAGGGCUGUUUUUCACAGCCUUCUUGAUGCGUCCUGCAAGAACUUUGAAGUGCAGCUGGUGUUUUUUAACUUUUAAUUUAAAAAACAAUACAAAAAGUUCCGCUCUUCCCACUUUUUUUCCCUAUUUAUUUGAAGCCAGUGUUUUUGCACAAAAUUUUGUAAGUUAAUUUUGAGAAUGGGAAAGACUUUCCAAAGAGAAUUGUAUGUAAUGAUGUUUUAUUGUAUUUUAAGAAAGUUAUUUAAUUUGUAAAAACUCUGUUCAUGUCUACUGCACAUAGAAUCCCAGGUCAUUAAGUGGAAGAAGGGAGGCGACUCCUUUGAUGACAGCCCUGAAUGCCUGAUUCUGGUGCUCUGUUAGUCUGUUUGGUGGGACAGAUGUCGGAAGCACUUCCAGGGUGACGUGCUGGGUAGCUAAACCACUGGGGCUGGUUGGGCCAUGCUGCUGCAUGAGGCCUGGGCCGGUCGGAGAAGUUCACCGUCCCUCUCCAUUGAUCUGCCUUCUGCAGGAAGACUUGUAGGAAUCAAGCAGGGAAGCUGUCCUGCAGGUCCCAGGUCAAGGAGGGACACAGAGACAUUUUCUGUGUCCUCCGAGUACUGCAAAGCUGCCCCAGGCGGUAGAAGCUACGGUCUUCCCCGCAAUUAGGACAACUCUUGGAUUUCUUGAGAGUUUUUAACUGCCCUUCCAAACACUUAAAUGUUAAUCCAGAUUAUUCCACUGUCUGUCUGAGGUGGCUUAUAAAAAUUAGGACAAAACCUGUGUUCUCCAGAGUCGUAGAGGAAUAAACUCUUUCCAGGAAUAGUCAUGUUUUCUGAAACACUGAAAUGAAGUCCUCCCAGUGUUAUAAAUUGCCUAUUUAAGAAAAAACGUUUUUUUUGAAUGCCUCCUUGGCAUUGUGUACCAGGCAGUGUGCUGGUCAAAACAAAAAAGAAUAAAAGCUUUUGAGGAACUCUUACGGUCUAGUUAAUUUGAGUGCUUUUUUUUUUUUUUCCAGAAAAUAAGUUUAUAAGUCUACCUAAAAUGUCCUUCUUGGAUGCCACUGCUAGGCAGGACCUCACUGCAGAUGCCCGUGAGGAGGGCUGGAGGAUGAAGGGGUCUCCUCCGCUGGCCGCUGCUGCUGCCCCUCCCGCAAUUCUAUUUCUCCCACAGCCCCGGUGCAGCUCUGACUCCCAGGCCAGGCCGAUGGCUCCCACAUCUGCCAGCUCCUCGGCAUAUGCGGGGCAAGGAGCCAGGUCAUAGCUCUGAAUGAGUCCCUUGGAUCUCCAGGGUUCUGGGGUCAAGCUCAGAGCAGCCUGCGUAGCAAAAUAGGAUUUCUCUGGUUUUAUGUCUUUUCUUAAAAUUUUCUAUGGAUUUUGCUUUCUACUCUGUAAGACACUGUUUAGGAAAAAAUGCUUUAAAAUUCCUACCUGUUAAAUGGUGAGACUUAGCUCUGAAUAUUGAGACUCAGGAAAAUGGUCCACAGCUGUCCUGUGAUUCAGGCGGGACCAGGCCUGCACCACACACCUCCACCCCCUCAUCCCUCAGGGGCUACUUAGAGAAGCCCAAAUGCUUAUUAAAAAAGACAAG